Molecule: messenger RNA, 1387 nt
Organism: Meloidogyne enterolobii
Lineage: Eukaryota; Metazoa; Nematoda; Chromadorea; Rhabditida; Meloidogynidae
Source: the annotation of a GenBank genome assembly
AUGGGAUUGACUCAAUUAGGAUUAGAUUCUCUUUCUUUAAUGGCUUUGGCACAGGCGUUGAAUCAAAAAUUUGAAAUUAAUGGAAAUAUUGGAAUAACUCCGGCGGAUGUUUUUAUGAUUGGAAGGGCGAGAGAGUUGGUUGAGUUGGUUAGUCAAAAAUUAGAAAAUGAGGAGGAUGGCGAAGAGGAGGACAAGGAAAUGGAAGAAGAGGAAGAUAAUGAGAAGGAUACCAAAGAGGGAGAAGAAAAUGAAGAAGAUGAUACUGAAGAGGAAGAGUUCAAGGAAGACGAAAAUGAUGAGAAGGAUGACAAUGAAGAAAGGAACGAUGAUGAGGAAAAGGAAGAGGAAAGUGACGGAGAUGUUGAUAAAGAUGAAGAGGGAGAGGAGGAUGAACACGAAGAAGAUAAAGAAUAUGGGAAACUCGAAGAAGAACGGAAGUCUGAAGAUUACGAUGAAGAAAACGGAGAUGAAGAAACGCAGAAUGAAAAUGAAGAUAAAGAAGGAAACUUUGAAGAUGAAGACGGAUAUGAAACGGAAGAUGAAGAAGAGGGGGAAGAAAAUGAAGAAAAUUCUGAAAAAAACCUUCCUGUCUCUAAAGAAGACCAAAACUUUAAACUCGCUAGAGAAUGUAUUUUUACUGUAGGAGAAGUUAAAAGGGCACAGAAAACUUUUAAUGAAAAUCCAAAUGUUUGGAUUGAAAUUUUAAAUAAAAACAAUUUUGAAAUUAUUUUUGAAAUUAAAAGAAAGGAUGAAAAAGAAAUAAGACAUUCAAUAAACAUAAAAAAUUUAAAUAAUCAAAAAUUUGAGAGAAAUGUAGAAAUGCUUUUUGGAAUAAUUUAUCAAAGAGAUGAAGUAGAACUGGAGAAAAAUAUGACAUUCACCAUUAAUUUAAACCUUCUCUUCAAUUCAAAAAACAACAAAAUUUUUGACAAAAUAAAUUUAUUAAAAAUACAUUCCAGUGCUAUUUUGCUCCUUUGCCGUGCCCUUUUAUUAAUUAUAAACAAAUUUAAAAUAAAAAUAAUAUUUCAAUUAAUAACAAAUAAAGAGGAUGAUCAACUACCUAUUUUUGCUUACCUCACAACUUUUUUACAAAAUUUUCAAGUUGAAAUGGGAAAUGAGUUUUUUGAGUUGUUUACCACCUCGAAUAUAUCAGAAUGGCAUUUUAAAAAAUUUUUGGAAAAAUUAGAUUUGGGUAUUAAUGAUGAGUGGGUACCUCGAGAUACUUGGCUUAUUACUGGUGGAACUAAAGGGAUUGGAUUGGAGGUGGUAUUUAAAUAUUUUAUUUAAAAAAGUAAAUUUUUUAACGAAAUGUAGCAAAGUAUAACAAAGUAAAAAGCAAGUAAUGUUUCUCAAAAUAGAAUGUGGCAAAGUCGGGAGAUCCAGUUUC